AUGUUGCUUUCGUCACGGAAUGAUACUCUUCCUCCAGGUAUGCUACCAUCUUGUCAGUUUGGGCGAACGCAUUCCAAUCCUGUUUUGGCGAGCGCCUUGUGGGAGACAGAUUCUGUUCGCAACGCGUCUUUCCACGGAGGUCGCACCGUUGUCUCAAGAUUGUUGCAAAAACAACGCCUUACGGAGACGAUGCGCGUGCUUGUCAUUGGCGCUCCGCAGGUGGGAAAGUCUUCGUUGAUAAAUAGUUACCGGGCAGCUGUGACCAACAAUGCAAAGUGGCCUGCCGCACCGGUGGGUAUUUGUGGUUUUUGUGGAACAACCACCAUUGAUCCUUUUCCCAAUCAUCCCACCGAACCGACAUGGUUGUGCAUCGACACGCCGGGAAGGUUCUACGAUGCUGGUAGCCGGCGAAUCCUCAAAAAACUUUGCUCAGGGGUGCCGUGGAAAACACGUCUUGCCGGUAACGAUGCCCUGAGCCCGGAAGAGCUUGAAGGACUUCCUACUGUUUCUGAAAAUAGUCCUCAUCAGUGCAUUGUGGUUGUUCCUGCGACGGAUUUGAUACAAGACAACGGGUGGACGAGUUUUUUAUUUUUUAUGUCUCGCUACGAAGCGGCCCCUGACGCGGAAGGUGUUGUCAUGAACCUGCAAGGCCUUGUUUCCACUCUCCGCCCCUUUCUGCAUGAUGCGUCCCCAUUUGUUGUGAUAUCCAAGAUGGAUCUUGUCGGUGGUGCUGGAAAUACGACGGCUCGGCGGGCUAUUGUAUCUAUGCUAACGCGCUGCAUUCCAGUGAACCGUUUGUACUUUUGUGCGUGUCCAAAUGAUGAGUCCUCACACGAGAAAAAACUUCUUCUUCGACUUGAUCCGGAUACUCGGGUGAGUUUGAUUCGGUUACACGAGGAUUUGUCGCUAGCUUUUCGGUGGAGGAGAUUGCUGGAGGAGGACGCGUAA
Trypanosoma rangeli is the source of this 948-nucleotide messenger RNA. RefSeq names its product GTP-binding protein. Lineage: Eukaryota; Euglenozoa; Kinetoplastea; Trypanosomatida; Trypanosomatidae. Bases 1 to 948 code for a protein of 315 amino acids. The record is from RefSeq and is a predicted model, not a curated record. The transcript has a single exon.